Messenger RNA from Cercopithifilaria johnstoni, 1806 nucleotides. The record is from the annotation of a GenBank genome assembly. Lineage: Eukaryota; Metazoa; Nematoda; Chromadorea; Rhabditida; Onchocercidae.
AUGGCAUCCGUGGCAGCAUGGUUACCGUUUGCUCGAGCUGCUGCAAUUGGAUGGGUACCCAUCUCACGACAACCAAUGCCAGCUGCCCCAAUUGCCAUACAGGCUAAAGAUUUAGCUGUUGAUCAUGUUUCGGAUGAAAAAAUUUCAAUCAAUAUUUCUGGACGACGAUUUGAAACAUGGCGAAAUACGUUGGAAAAAUUUCCGGAAACAUUACUUGGCUCAAAUGAAAAAGAAUUUUUUUAUGAUGAAGGAACAUCGGAAUAUUUUUUUGAUCGUGAUCCAGAUAUUUUCCGGCAUAUUCUUACUUUUUAUCGAACCGGCAAACUUCAUUAUCCAAAGAAUGAAUGUCUUGUGGCUUAUGAUGAAGAGCUAUCAUUUUUCGGUAUAAUGCCUGAUUUGAUAAGUGAUUGUUGUUAUGAAGAUUAUAAAGAUAAGAAACGAGAAAAUCAGGAACGAUUAAUGGAAGAACGAUUAGAAAUUAUUGAAAAAACGAAACGUAAACUUACGCUUCGGCAAAAAAUAUGGGGAGCAUUUGAAAAUCCUCAUACAUCCACGGUGGCACUUGUCUUUUAUUAUGUUACGGGAUUUUUUAUUGCUUUAUCGGUUUUAUGCAAUAUUAUUGAAACAGUACCAUGCAAAUAUCUUAUUGAUGAUACGACUGUUUCAUGUGGUGAGCUUUAUGAACGACAGUUCUUCGUUCUUGAUACUGCGUGUGUAAUCAUUUUCACUGUGGAAUAUUUAUUACGUUUAUUUGCUGCUCCAGAUAGGUGUAAAUUUUUACAUUCAAUAAUGAGUAUGAUCGAUGUGAUUGCUAUUAUGCCAUAUUAUGUGGGCCUUGGUUUCACUAAUAAAAAGGAUGUUUCGGGUGCAUUUGUCACUUUACGUGUAUUUCGGGUAUUUCGGAUAUUUAAAUUUUCUCGCCACUCUCAGGGUUUACGUAUACUUGGUUACACACUUAAAUCAUGCGCCAGUGAACUUGGUUUUCUAGUAUUUUCACUGGCUAUGGCAAUAAUUAUUUUUGCAACAAUAAUGUAUUAUGCGGAAAAAAAAGUUAGCGAUACCCGAUUCACUUCAAUACCGGCCGCGUUUUGGUAUACAAUUGUUACUAUGACAACUCUUGGUUAUGGUGAUAUGGUGCCAGCAACAGUUAUGGGUAAAGUUGUUGGUGGCGUUUGUUCCCUUAGUGGUGUUUUGGUAAUUGCACUUCCAGUUCCGGUAAUUGUUAGCAAUUUCUCCAGAAUAUAUCAUCAGAAUCAACGGGCUGACAAGAGGAGAGCUCAAAAGAAAGCUCGAUUAGCUCGAAUUCGAAUAGUUAAAAAUGCUAGUGGAAAAGCAAUGUCGAAUAAAAGGAAAGAACAUGAAGCAAGGAUGCAAGCAUUUGGACAAGGAUUAUUAAGCUUUGAUUCGCUAAAAGAUGAUGAUAUUUUUGAAAUUCAACAUCGACAUUUGUUACAAUGUUUAGAAAAAGCUACCGAAAGAGAAUUAACUGAAAGAGAUAUUGUGUUUCGUGAAAGUUUAAGAACAACUCCACCAAUUAGUUUGUCAUCACAGGGUUUACUAGAAAGCAAUAGAUAUUCACGAUGGCUCGAUUGUUGCAGUUCUUGUCUUAGAAAUUCUCGUGAUACUAGCUCCAUCAAGAGAUCAACAAUGGCAAGCAGGAAACAAUCAUUUUAUGAACCUAGCAAAAGUGAUUACAAAUGGGGAUCUGCGGAUGGACAGCAGGAGCAACAACAACAUCAAAUGGAUCAACGAAAACUGGAAAAUGCUCCUGAAACAAACCGUCUUUUUAGUACAUCAACAUUUUGA